Molecule: messenger RNA, 951 nt
Organism: Sphenostylis stenocarpa
Lineage: Eukaryota; Viridiplantae; Streptophyta; Magnoliopsida; Fabales; Fabaceae
Source: the annotation of a GenBank genome assembly
AUGGAAGGCGUGGUACACAGAACAGUAGAAGUGAACGGCAUAAAAAUGCAUGUAGCAGAAAAAGGGGAAGGUCCUGUGGUGUUGUUCCUCCAUGGCUUCCCUGAACUCUGGUACUCCUGGCGCCACCAGAUUCGGGCUCUUGCUUCCCGAGGAUACCACGCUGUUGCUCCGGAUCUACGUGGCUUCGGUGACACGGAGGCACCACCUUCAAUCAGCAGCUACAACUGCUUGCACAUAGUGGGUGAUCUCGUUGCCCUUAUCGACUCUCUGGGUGUCCAACAAGUCUUCCUUGUGGCUCAUGACUGGGGUGCCAUCAUAGGUUGGUACCUCUGCAUGUUUCGCCCUGACAGAGUGAAGGCCUACGUCUGCCUCAGCGUCCCUUUCUGGCCCAGAAACCCAAAAGUGAAGCCCGUUGAUGCCAUGCGGGCCUUAUACGGAGAUGACUACUAUAUCUGCAGAUUCCAGGAGCCAGGAAAGGCAGAAAGUGAGUUAGCCAAAAGUAGCACUGAAGAGAGCUUGAAAAACGUGCUGAUAAAUCGCACACCCGGGCCACCAAUCUUGCCAAAAGAUGGAAUGGGUUCAAAUCUUAACACUUCAAUGCCUCUUCCUUCUUGGCUUUCACAAGAAGACCUGAAGUACUAUGCUUCCAAAUUUGAAAAGACAGGCUUCACUGGAGGCCUCAACUACUAUAGAAAUAUCAACUUAAAUUGGGAGUUAACAGCACCUUGGACUGGAUCACAAGUGAAAGUACCGGUGAAGUUCAUUACAGGUGAUUUGGAUUCAGUAUACACCUCACUAGGGACGAAGAAUUACAUAGAGAGUGGAGCAUUCAAGAAAGAUGUGCCAAAUUUGGAAGAAGUGGUUGUGCAGGAAGGAGUGGCUCACUUCAACAACCAAGAAGCUGCAGAGGAUGUCAGCAAUCACAUUUAUGAUUUCAUCAAGAAGUUCUGA